This is a messenger RNA of Lucilia sericata (common green bottle fly), 2489 nucleotides long. Its product is annotated as protein germ cell-less. Gene Ontology annotation, molecular function: protein binding. Gene Ontology annotation, biological process: germ cell development. The transcript has 6 exons. The record is from RefSeq and is a predicted model, not a curated record. Bases 554 to 2380 code for a protein of 608 amino acids. NCBI's taxonomy places the organism in Eukaryota, Metazoa, Arthropoda, Insecta, Diptera, Calliphoridae.
CGUGUUUGUUGUUACUUGGCGUAUGUUUUGGUAAACGGAAGAACAAACGGUUUUACAAAAAAGAAAAAUAAUUAUAAAAGUAAAUACGCUAUUUUGUAUAAAUAAUAAAAUAUUCCCAUGUAAAAAAUGAAUACUAAAAAUAUUCUUCUGAGCACAAAUUAAAAAAUAAUAUAUUUUUUAUAAAAUCAAUAAAUUUCAAUAAACAAAAAGUAAACUGCACAAAAAAUCAACAAAAAUUAUUUACUACUAGUGCUUAAUUACGUUUUAUUUUAAAUAAAUGAUAUUAGUUUAGAGAGCAGUGCAUUGCUUUAGUUUAGUAAAUAGUGUUAAAUAAAUUGUGUUAUUAAAUAACAAAUUAAACAGUGCGAAAAGAAAACAAUAUAAAAAUACAUAUUAUUAAAUUUUAUGAAGUAAUUUUAUUUAGCUGAUAAGUGCUUAAUAACUCACCAAAAAGAAGAGAAAUUGUUUUGUUGUGAUUAAAACUAAAAAAACGCGGGUUUAGCUAAAGCAUUUAAACAACCUUACGACCAGUCUUUAUAACAACUUGAAAAACAUGGGUCAAUUGGUUGUUAAAUUGGCGCAGCCGGUAAAUAAUGUUGCCCAUAUAUUGGGUGGUCGCCGCAAACGUAAGCGUAGUAUAGAUUCUUGCCAUUCAAACAGUGAACAGAGCAACAAUGAAACCCGGUCACCUAAAAAAAAAAAACUCUUAACUACCACUCAAUACAUCUAUCAGGCCCUGUUUAAAGAACAGAAAAAUUCCGAUAUUGCCAUUAUGGCUAUGGGCAAAGUAUGGAAUCUGCACAAAGUCUAUUUAUCACAAAGUCCUUAUUUUUAUAGUAUGUUUAAUGGUUCGUGGAAGGAGUCAUGUCAAGAUUUUGUUCAUAUUAAAAUUUUGGACGAAAGGAUUACUUUGGAAGCUUUGGAUGCCGUCUUCGGAUCCAUGUAUUCCGAUGAAAUCGAAAUCGAUCCAAAGGGUGUUAUAUCCGUACUAGCCACUGCAACUUUAUUCCAUUUAGAUGGCAUUAUCGAUAAGUGUGCUGAGGUAAUGAUUGAAACCAUAAACGCUGAAACUGCUAUAAAUUACUAUGAAGCUGCCUGUCAAUAUGGCUGUCAAAAUGUUAAGAAAUCCACAUUUGCCUGGUUGGAAACCAACCUCUUAUGCAUUUAUACAAAAUAUCCAAAUUUGUUAAGACAAAUUAGUAUAGAACUAAUGACUGCUCUAAUAACUAGUCCGGAUCUUUAUGUGAUGCAAACAGAAUUCUCACUAUAUACACUAUUACGCACAUGGAUUUAUUUGCGUUUAAAUCCAAAUUAUGAUCCCGAAAAUCCCCAACAUCAACAGGAGUUACAAUUGCAAUAUCAACAACAGCAGCAACAAAUAGAAGCUAAUAACGCAACAUUAGCUUUAUCCUCUACCGCUGCAUCAUCAUCCUCAUCAUCUUCAAACUCUAAUACUCCAGCAGAGAGUAAUACACCCUCUACUGCUACAGAUAUUAUACAGCAAUAUUUUACUAAUCGCCGCGAGAAACGUUCAUUUCUAUCAACGCCCGAGGGGCAGCAAUAUUUGAAACCUUUUCUGGCUUUACGCACACAAUACUUAACCAAUCAUCAUAUGGAUUUGAAAAUUGUACUUAAUGACAAUAUUAUACCCAAAGAAUGGCUGCAUCAUCAUGUUCUAAGUCAUUGGAAUUCCAUACUUAAAGUGGAUCAUUUGCCAGAAGAGGGACCCCAAAAUCUCGAAGCCGAUGUUUUCUAUGAAAAUUGUAUGCGCUGUGGUCGUAUACUCUUGGAGCCGGGCUAUCAGAAGUGGCGUUGGACUGGUUUUAAUUUUGGUUUAGAUCUUAUACUAAUAGCCGAUUCUAGAGUACUUAGUAUACGAAGACAUCAUCGUAAUGAACACGAACGUUUGUUGAGUUUACAAACAAAGAGACAGUUUAUGAUAAGAGCUUCCGUUACCUCUAUCAACUCUCAAAGGCAACCGACAUUUACUCAAAAAUCUGAUAUAACCUCCUUGUGUUUGGAGAAAAAUGAAGAAGUUACUUUAAUGGUUAUGGAUGCCAAAUUAGUGCAUCCUUUAUUGAUCUCUGUAAAUAUAUUGGUGGUACCACCAACACCCCAGACUUUUAAGCAAAACUUAAUAUGUGAUGAAUUUGCCAAUGCCUCAGUGCCUAUAUCGGAAAUUGGUGCAAAUUGUGAACGUGCCACAACGCCCACCAACGUCAACGAUGAGUCGGCUGUUUGUGUUGUGCCACCUUCGCCUCCAAAUGCUUUACUAAUGCCACCUCAAGCUACACACCGUUCAUCCUCAACAACUUCAACAGUAUCUAGCACUUCGUCUACGGCUUCGUUUUCCUCUUCUUCUUCAGCAGACUUUUUGUAGAGUUUGUAAAUUUCCGAGAGGAGACUUAAAUUAAAUAAUGGUGCUGUGUGAUAAUAAAACCGCCAUAAGUGUUUAAAUGCACUCUCGUUAUUUUAUUGUGAAAAAAAAA